AUGAAUGGCCUUUUAGGAGAUGACAAACUGGACCACAAGACAGAGAUCCAGAUGGCUGCAAUUCUCCGCUUUGUCCUCAAUAAUGAGGACAGCCUUUACCUGAGUGACAACUUGGAGAAGUUCCUCAAAAAACCAUUUGACUUUAAUUUGUCAAGCAUAUCCAGCGUAUCCAGUUUCAGCGAUGACUCCCCCGUCUUCUUCAGGAGACGCAUACCAGAGGUUCAAUUCUUAGAGCUUACAACUGUGGCAUCCAACUCAGUUGGGUCCCCCAUCCAGGACGUCCUUAAUACGCCCCAGUUCCAGCUGAGGAAGCUGCGCAGACAGCUGGCCCAGGAGCAGGACGUGAGGGAUGAGCUUGAGCGAGAGCUGGCUAACAACAGCCAGCUAAUCACAGAGAGAGAAACUCAGAUUUCCCAGCUGCAGCACAGAGUUCAGAGGCUGAUGAGGGACCAUGCAGAGCAAGAGCAGGACCCCAGGGAGCUGGAGGAACUCCAGAAUAAAAACGAAGGAUUACUGAAACGUUUGCACGAGGUCCUAAAGCAGUGCCAGGACUUAAAAACCAACAAGGGUCAAAUGGAAAGGAAGAUUGACCAGCUGACUGAGGAAAAUGGGAAUCUCUCUGCCCAGAUUAGAGACAUUUUUGCUCGCUUGGCAAGUGCGCAUUCAAUGGUGGACAGUCUGACUGAGGAACAGAAGACAUCUCAGACAGACUGGGAGAGCAAGAAGACGUUCCUUGAGGCUGAACUUAGCCGGGCUGUCUCUGAAAAGGAGUGCUUGAGUGAACAAAUUCAGAUUCUGCAGGGGAAAAUCUCCAUUCUGGAAGAUGAGCUAAGAAAAGCACAAACCCAAACUAAGGAGGAAGGAGAAGUCAUGGGACCCAUAAUGGAGUGGGAAAGGCUACACCAUGAGAUUUCUGAAUUGAAGUGCAAAGUCUCACAACUUCAGGAGAGCAUCAUCCAGCUGGAGCAGGAAAAAGCAGAAAUCCAAAUGAUGCGUGAGACUGAGAAAACCAAAAAUGAGAAUGAGAUCAUUCGUUUUCAAGGGCUCAUAUCUGAACUACAACAAGCCCUGCAUACUCUUCAGAGUGAGAAGGAGGCCCUAGAGCAGACCUCCAGAGAACAGUGGGCAGCCAUGACUGCCCAGAUUGAGGCCCUGAAUUCUGAGAUUGCUUGUCUGUCUGAAACGGUUCAGCAGAGGGAGAUGGCAGUGACAUCACUUGGCCAGAAGGUGGCUGAGGAGCAAAGAAAGAGAGGAGAGCUGACAAAGGAGAUGGAGAAGCAAGAGCAGACAGCUUGGGACACAAUCCAGGGACUGAACCAGCAAGUGAACCAUCUCGGAAGUGUCAUAAAAGCAAAGGAAGAGGAAGCCCUCUCCAAUGCUAUGGAAUGGGAACGAGACAGGGAGGAGAGCUUCCGCCAGCAAGCAACGCUGAUAGAGGCAUCGGAAAAUGCCACCAGGGAAAGGGAUGCCAUUUUGGUGGAAUACCAUCAGUUCCGCCAGGAGAAAGAUGAUGAAAUCAGCAACUUGAUCCAAAAGGUUCAGCAACUGGAACAGCAGUGGGAGGUAGAGCUGUCUCUCUCAUCCAAGCUAAAGAAUGAGAGAGAAGGGCUGGAGCUGAAGUUGACAACUUUGGAAUCUGCCAUCAGGGACCUUCAGAAUGAUCUGGAAGUGGAGAGCAGAAAACAUAAAGAAACUCUUGCAGCCAAGCUCCAAAAGGAUUCCCAAAUGGCAGAGGAGAUCUUGAAACUGGGAAACAGGAUCCAGCAGUUGCUGACAGAGAUCAACGUUAUGGGGGAAGAGCUUAAUAAAUCACGACAGGAGAAACUCCACGCUGAAUCCUCUGUGGAAAAGCUAACAAAGGAACACAGUGAGGUGACAAUCACACUUGCUACUGAACGUGAUCAUAUUCUUCUUAAAGUAAAGGAAAGGGAGGUUGAGGUUGAGAGGCUGAGUUCAGAGAUUGAAGCUCUUGCCAAAAAACUGGCCCUAACAGAAGAUGCCAAAGCCAAGGAAAUUGCUGAGAAAAGGGAAGAAAUACAAAAGCUGCUGAAGGAGUUGGAGGAGGUUCUAGCAGAACUGGAGGCUGUGAAAAUGGCAAAAGAAGCUAUGGAGGCUCGUCUUCAUUCCAGUAUUGAAAAACAUCAGAAAGAACUCAGUAUAUUGCAUGCUGAGUUGGAAGAUAUGCAAGGAUCAGUGAGGCAGAAGGAAACUGAACUGGAACUCUUGCAGAAUGAGAUGUCCCUCAAAGAGAGAGAAAUGAAAACCCAACAGGAGUAUGUGCUCCGUCUUGAAAAUGAAACUGCUGAAUUGGACGUACUGCAUAAAAACCUGGCAGAGGAAGAGAGGAAGUCUUCAAUGUUUAAACAAGAGGCUGAGUCAAAAGAUGCAGAAGCACAGCUCUUGAGGACCGCAUUAGCUGCAAAAGAGGAUGAGAUCAAGUCUCUUCUGCAUAACAUCCAAGCUAUGGAAGAAAGAGCCUCUGCUCUGCAUGACAUUCAGGACAGGAAGGCAGAAGAGUUUAAGCAGUCUAUCUCUGUACUUGAACUUCAGCUUGCUGAGGCUCAAGCACAGCUGGCGGAAAAGGUCACAGCCUUAGAAACACAGUCCCAAAACAUGUUGAGUCUGCAGGAAGAGCUGUCCCUUGAACAAGCACAGGUUGCUUCCUUGGCGCAGAGUCUGAAGGCUUCUGAAUCUUCCCUCAGAGAUCUGAAGAUGCAGGAAGAAGUCCUAAGAGAGGAAGCAAGGGUUUACCAAGAAGAGCUCAAAAAGCAAAGGGGAGACUUUGAGGAACUACAGCAGGAGGUCUUGAUGAUCCAGGAAGAGAAGAGAGAGAGCGAGAGUAAGGUGGUUGCCGCUGCAGAAAGGAUUGAACAGCUGGAGGCUGAAGUUCAUGCCAUUUCAUCUCUGGCCACAGAAAGGGAAGUCAGUCUUGAAAACUUAAUGAAGGAAUUCAGCACUGUGACAUCUGAGAUCAAGCUCUUACAGGAGCGUGAUAUUGAGAAAACCAAACUAGCUAAUACAGAGUGCAAAAGACAGGAGGAAACCAUUGAGAAGCUUCACAGAGACAUCCUCUCUGCUUCUACUCUUGCCACAGAAAGGCAACAGGAAGCUGAGAUGCUGCACAUGGAAGUGUCAUCCUUGAAGAAAGAAUUAGAAAAACACUUGGAGAAAGAUCUCCUUAAGAGCCAAGAGACAAAUGUACUAGAGUCUCAAUUGAAGGAACUGGAGCAGAAAGUUGCCCAACUUCAGACUCAGGUUCUUGAGGCCUCUAGCCUUUCUUCAAAGAGAGAAUCUGAGCUUCAUUCUUUACAAAAUGAAGUGAAAGAAAAAGACAACCUGAGACUCCAAGCGGCUGAAAUGGAAGAAUCUCAGCGGAAGGAAUUGGAGCAGAAGGUUGCCCAACUUCAGGCCCAAGUUCUUGAGGCCACUACCCUUGCUUCCAAGAGAGAAUCUGAGCUUCAUUCACUACAAAAUGACGUUGAAGAAAAAGACAACCUGAGACUCCAAGCGGCUGAAUUGGAAGAAUCUCAGCAGAAGGCAUUGGAGCAGAAGGUUUCCCAACUUCAGGCCCAAGUUCUUGAGGCCACUACCCUUGCUUCCAAGAGAGAAUCUGAGCUUCAUUCCCUACAAAAUGAAGUGAAAGAAAAAGACAACCUGAGACUCCAAGCGGCUGAAAUGGAAGAAGCUCAGCAGAAGGAAUUGGAGCAGAAAGUUGCCCAACUUCAGGCCCAAGUUCUUGAGGCCUCUAGCCUUUCUUCAAAGAGAGAAUCUGAGCUUCAUUCUUUACAAAAUGAAGUGAAAGAAAAAGACAACCUGAGACUCCAGGUGGCUGAAAUGGAAGAAUCUCAGCGGAAGGAAUUGGAGCAGAAAGUUGCCCAACUUCAGGCCCAAGUUCUUGAGGCCACUACCCUUGCUUCCAAGAGAGAAUCUGAGCUUCAUUCCCUACAAAAUGAAGUGAGAGAAAAAGACAACCUGAGACUCCAAGCGGCUGAAAUGGAAGAAGCUCAGCUGAGGGCAUUGGAGCAGAAGGUUGCCCAACUUCAGGCCCAAGUUCUUGAGGCCUCUAGCCUUGCUUCCAAGAGAGAAUCUGAGCUUCUUUUCCUACAAAAUGAGGUGAAAGAAAAGGACAACCUGAGAAUCCAAGCGGCUGAAAUGGAAGAAUCUCAGCGGAAGGAAUUGGAGCAGAAGGUUGCCCAACUUCAGGCCCAAGUUCUUGAGGCCUCUACCCUUGCUUCCAAGAGAGAAUCUGAGCUUCAUUCCCUACAAAAUGAGGUGGAAGAAAAGGACAACCUGAGACUCCAAGCGGCUGAAAUGGAAGGUUCUCAGCAGAAGGCAUUGGAGCAGAAGGUUGCCCAACUUCAGGCCCAACGGAAGGAAUUGGAGCAGAAAGUUGCCCAACUUCAGGCCCAAGUUCUUAAGGCCACUACCCUUGCUUCCAGGAGAGAAUCUGAGCUUCAUUCCCUACAAAAUGAAGUGAGAGAAAAAGACAACCUGAGACUCCAAGCGGCUGAAAUGGAAGAAGCUCAGCGGAGGGCAUUGGAGCAGAAGGUUGCCCAACUUCAGGCCCAAGUUCUUGAGGCCUCUAGCUUUGCUUCCAAGAGAGAAUCUGAGCUUCGUUCCCUACAAAAUGAGGUGGAAGAAAAGGACAACCUGAGAAUCCAAGCGGCUGAAAUGGAAGGUUCUCAGCAGAAGGCAUUGGAGCAGAAAGUUGCCCAACUUCAGGCCCAAGUUCUUGAGGCCUCUAGCCUUUCUUCCAAGAGAGAAUCUGAGCUUCUUUUCCUACAAAAUGAAGUGAAAGAAAAGGACAACCUGAGAAUCCAAGCGGCUGAAAUGGAAGAAUCUCAGCGGAAGGAAUUGGAGCAGAAGGUUGCCCAACUUCAGGCCCAAGUUCUUGAGGCCUCUAGCCUUGCUUCCAAGAGAGAAUCUGAGCUUCAUUCCCUACAAAAUGAGGUGGAAGAAAAGAAUAACCUGAGACUUCAAGUGGCUGAAAUGGAAGAAUCUCAGCGGAAGCAGAUGGAGCAGAAAGUUGCCCAACUUCAGACUCAGACAGAGGCCUUGGAGAACCAGCUCCAGCGUGCCAGAGAGGAGCUCUCCAAACUCCGCCCUUUCAAGGAAGCAAAGGCAGAAAUGUUGCAGGUCAACUGCGAUCUUCAGGAGCAACUGACAGCUAAAUCUGAAGCAUUGGAUCACUACAAAGCACAGGUGGAGAAGGCAAAAAAUCACUACAAUGGGAAGAAGCAGCAGCUAUUAGAGAUGAGUGAGAAGGCCCAGGCAUUGGGGACAGCUCUCGAGAAUAGUGAGCAGGAGGUGAAGACCCUGAAGGCGGAGAAGAAGCGUCUCCUGAUGGAACUGGAGCAGGCCAAGAACUUGGAAAAGAACCUGACCUUGAAGGUCAAUAGCCUGCAGGCUCAGGUGGACUAUGCUGACCGGCAGUUACGGGAACAGACAAAGGAGGGAAGAUGUGAUACCUUGAAGACUACCACCAGGGAGUGCAAGAAUCAGACAGUUGCUGAAAAACAGCAGGACAUCAGCGGAGACAGCCUUGACCUCAGCCUAGACGACUCUCUUAAUGCCACCAGGAGACCAUCAGGCAGAGAGGACUCGAGCACCCCGGUGGUGCGCAGCUCAGAGCGUUUGCAGGCCAAGCGGCGGGCGAGGGGUGGAGAGUCUCUUGAAACGCUCUACUUCACUCCCAUGAGCAGCCGCGAGGGUGCACCUUGCAAGCUGGAGAGCAGCAUCACCUCAAUGGGAGAGCUCACUCUCGACUCUGCCAAGAAGGGCCACUCUGCCCGCCGCCGCACAACCCAAGUCAUCAACAUCACCAUGACCAAGAAGACCCCAGGUAGUUCAGAAGCAGACCCAGAGGACAGCUCUUUCUACAGCUUGCACUCUGCACAGUCCUUCCCCAACCUUGCUUCCCAAAGGGGUCGUCCCAUCUCCAUGGACUUCUCCGAAGAGAACAACAGUAAUGACCAGCUCCUGCUCUUGCCCGGCUACCGCCGCAGUACCGCGCACAGCAUCGCCCCAACCCGAAGCACCAGCACUUUUGGGGUGGACACUGAGAAUGAGCCAGAGAAUACGGAUGACUGGAUGCGCAUUGCAGAGCUGCAAACCAGAAACAAGGCCUGUCCGCCCCACCUGAAGAGCAGCUACCCGAUAGAAUCGAGGCCCAGUCUUGGGUACCCCUCAUUCACCAUCACCGAUGACGACCUUAGAACGGGUGACCCGAACGAGACCAUUCGCCGGAUCUCCAUGCUUCCGGGUCAGAUCCGUGAAAGCUCACAGUUCCACCGGCUGUCCAUGCUUCCGGGUCAGAUCAGUUCUGGCGUGGCCUCACAAAGUGCUGUCCUGCGUCCAAAGCAGUCUGCCAGCAAUGUGCAGAAUACUGGGGGCGCCACCCUCCCUCUGAAGCGCAGCAGCAGUGACCUGCCGGGGCCCGACACACCUGAGGCUAAGAAGAUUUCAAGCUGCUUCCCCCGUCCCAUGACUCCUAAAGGCAGGAGCGAUCGUCGCUUUGUCUCUCAUAACAGUCAGAACAUACCUCCCAAUAUUCCGCCCGAGCGCAGGCAGUCCAUGAUGUUCAGUAUUGAGAACACCCCCAAGAAAAAUGGCAAGAGCAGUUUACUGCAGAAGGGCAUCAACAAGAUGAGGGGCAGCACUCGCAAGUCCCCUGCCUCAACCAGCAAGGUCCCUGGCUCUAGGAAGUCCCCCCGGGGUGGCAAGUCCCCCUACGGGGAGAAGCCUCAACGCAGGUCCCCCAGAGUCAACAGCAGCAAGUCACCGAAAAUUGUCUCCAGUGCCAAAAAGAUGAUGGCCUAUAGAGGUCGGAUGAAGGUGUGA
Messenger RNA from Megalops cyprinoides (Indo-Pacific tarpon), 6840 nucleotides. RefSeq names its product nuclear mitotic apparatus protein 1 (gene numa1). Gene Ontology annotation, biological process: establishment of mitotic spindle orientation. The transcript has 19 exons. Gene Ontology annotation, cellular component: spindle microtubule; spindle pole; centrosome. The record is from RefSeq and is a predicted model, not a curated record. Gene Ontology annotation, molecular function: microtubule binding. The coding region runs from base 1 to 6840 and encodes 2279 amino acids. NCBI's taxonomy places the organism in Eukaryota, Metazoa, Chordata, Actinopteri, Elopiformes, Megalopidae.